This is a messenger RNA of Thlaspi arvense, 417 nucleotides long. NCBI's taxonomy places the organism in Eukaryota, Viridiplantae, Streptophyta, Magnoliopsida, Brassicales, Brassicaceae. The record is from the annotation of a GenBank genome assembly.
AUGGCGGUCUCUUCUGGAACCUUGUCCUCCUUCCUCUGCAUCAAAACGGCGCCGUUCAGCUGCGAAUCGAACCCUUCGUCUCUCCGGCUAGCCGUCUCUCUUCCGACUAAACUACGCCUGGUGCGAGCGGUAUCAGCGUCUUCAGAACCCACAACAACAACCAAUAAGAGAGUGCCACGCGGCAUCAUGAAGCCUCGACCAGUAUCCCCAGAGAUGCAGGACGUCGUCGGACUAUCGGAAAUCCCUCGCACACAAGCUCUUAAGCGUAUCUGGGCUUACAUCAAGGAACAUGACCUUCAAGACCCACAAAACAAGAGGGAUAUAUUGUGUGAUGAGAAGCUGAAGAAGAUAUUCGAAGGCAGAGAACGAGUAGGGUUCUUGGAGAUUGCGAAGCUCAUCGGUCCUCACUUCCUCUGA